UUCACGGGGAGGCAUGUGACACAUAUAACAACAGCCUUUCAAAUACAGUUCGUCUGCAACUUUUUUUGUCUAACUGGUUGUGAAAGCUGUGUAUUUCAAACGGAGUUACAACAGACAAGGACCACAGAAAAGACCAUAAAUAUGCCCCCCUUCAGCUUCCUGCUGCUGCUGGUUUUGGUUGGAUUCCAGGGGCACAGCUGUGAAAGAUUCCAGCGCAGCGACGAGUCUGCCGCCCAGCGAAUGUGGCCCCCGGAGGCGAGGGCGUUCGGCGGCGCCCUCUACGCCACCUGUAAGAUGAGAGCUAGCACCAAGCUCGCCGCCGGCCUGCCCUCGGUCAGCGGGUACGUGCUGUUCAAGCAGGAGGGGCCGGAGGCGGCGCUGCAGGUGCAGUUCCUGCUGCGCGGAUUCCCCGAGGCGGAGGGCCGGGCCCGAGCCAUCCACAUCCACCAGUACGGCCAGCUGGCCGGCGGCUGCGACGCCACGGGCGGCCACUACAACCCGCGCGGCGUCGACCACCCGGGCCACCCGGGCGACUUCGGCAACUUCGAGCCCCGCCAGGGCAGGGUCCGGGAGACGCGGCGCGCGGACGCCACGCUCUUCGGCGGGGAGUCGGUGCUGGGCCGCGCCGUGGUCGUGCACGAGAAAGAGGACGACCUCGGGCGGGGCGGCGACGCCGGGAGCCUGCUCCACGGCAACGCGGGCCGCAGGCUGGCCUGCUGCGUCAUCGGGAUCAGCUCCCCAAGCAUGUGGGACAAGGGCCUGAAGAAGCAGCAGAGGAGUAGGAACUAAGGGGACAGUGAAACUAAGCUCCUGGGGGGGCAGCAGUGUGCAUGCUGGUCUCUCUGCAAAGCUCUCCCCUCUUCAUUUUUUUAAACUACCCCAGCCAUUAGCUUGGUUCCACAUUUCCCAUAAAAUGGUACAAUGCUGAAGAUUGCACACAUACCCUGGGUAAACACUUUAGCACUGUACACUCUGGGACUUGAACCACUGUAGUUUUAUACAGCUAAUGGACUCUCUGGACCAAUUAGGCAAAGUUCUGUAGGAAUUCAGUUUGACACCCCUGAACU
Molecule: messenger RNA, 1067 nt
Organism: Megalops cyprinoides (Indo-Pacific tarpon)
Lineage: Eukaryota; Metazoa; Chordata; Actinopteri; Elopiformes; Megalopidae
Product: extracellular superoxide dismutase [Cu-Zn]-like
Exons: 2
Coding region: 142-789 (215 amino acids)
Biological process (GO): removal of superoxide radicals
Molecular function (GO): copper ion binding; superoxide dismutase activity
Source: RefSeq, a predicted model, not a curated record